AAAGUUUCAAAAGACCUACAAGCAUAUUAAAAUAUUGAAUACUUCAAUAGUGAGUUCUUAACUGAGCAUUGUGGUUGGCGUUAUGUAGAAAUGUAUUUCCACAGUAACAGCGCUCAUGGACGACGGAAAAAUGGACGUUUCCCGCACGGAAACGGAGUCGGAAAUCGGAGAAACGUUUAAACUUACGGAACCUCGCUUAAGCCGCCGGCGAUCAUCUAUUAACGCGUUUUCAGAUGAACUUUUAAAUUGCCAGUUGUGCCAUAGUCGUUUUAAAAAUCCUAAAAGCUUAACUUGCCUGCAUUCAUUCUGUGAAACCUGCUUGGACGUAUUCAUAGCGAAACUACCGGGAGCCAAGAACCGCUUCUUCCCUUGUCCGGUUUGUCGAGAAUUAAAUCCCGUGCGGAAAAGGUCCGACGAAGACGAGAUGUCAUUCAAGGCGCCGAUAUCCACCCGGUCCUCGUUCGCGUCUCUUCCCUCCCCGACAGAGAGAACAGAGCGCACAAUGGCGCUCACCCUUCGGAACGACCGCCGCUGUGAUCCGUGCACGGAGAACGGAGAGACCAUUCAGGCGCUGUAUUGGUGCCCCACCUGCCGCGAGGCGCUCUGUGACAUGUGUACGAAGAGCCACCGUGGUAUGCGGAUCACCAAAACGCAUGCCCUGAUGGACAUAGACGACGCACGUGAACGUCCUACUCGCAUGAUCCAGUCGCACGAGAUCUGCCCUGACCACCGCGGGAAGCUGCUCGAUAUGUACUGCCAGAACCAUCAGUAUCCGGUCUGUGCUACAUGUGUUGCAGUCGGCCAUCGUCACUGCGACACUAUACUCGCCACAGCGCGCAACAACCGGAAAGCGCGCUCCAAGAAGACCAACCAGACUCUGCAGCAGCGCCUCCGGCACGCCAUACACAUUGUGGAGAGCGUCAUGUCCACCAAGGAGAACUCCCACAGCCGCCUCAUUUCCCGUAAGGAGUCCAUCCUGGACGAGGUCUCCAAGCUGAAGAUGUCCGUCAUUCAACUGCUCGACGAACUGGAAGAGAAAAUGAAGGAUGAGAUAGACACGGUAGCCCGGGACUACGAGGACAUCCUGCAGUCCAAGGUUGACCGGAGCCGUGGACUACGCGACUCCAUACAGAGCUCCCUCACCAUCAUGACCAACAACCUAGACAACGGCAGUGACUACCAACAGGUGGUGGCGACCCAGACUAUGAGGGACGAGGUUGAGAAGUUCGAGUUGAUGGCGGACGAGGAACGCAUCGACUACAAAGAUGUUGACCUCAUCUUUACCCCCGACGAGAACCUUGUCCGGCUGGCCAAACUCGUCGAUCGGAUGGGGUAUGUCGAGAUCUCGGAGAAGCGCGAGAUUACCAAGCCCUUCCGCAACUGCUCCGCGCAGAAGAAUGGGAUUUUAAAUGGGAAGAUUAAAGGCGACCGGAACGGUUGUAUCUUCAAUUCCGUGGACAUCGGUGAGACUGGAGACAUAAUUCUGUCCGACUUCAACAACUGCAGCGUCAAGUUGUUUGACCAGUUUGGUAUGUUUCGGUCCUCCACGAAGCUAAACUCGCCUCCUAGAGGUGUCUGCCUAUUCCCUGACAAGAUGGCCGCCAUCGCUCUUCCGGAAGAAGGCCUUAUUAAGUUAAUGUCAACUGAGGGGAAAUUCCUGUCGCACAUCCGCGAAUUAGCCACGUCCUUCAAGGCGUACCGGAUAUGUAACUUUCGGAACAAGUUAAUGGGGAUCCUUUACUCUAAGGCUUGCAGAAGCUUGUCAAUCGUCGAGCGGAAUGGCCGGAUCGAAAAGACGAUUACCCGGAAACGCGACUACAAAGGCCUUGGAGGUGUCGCCUACGAUCCCGUCAAGAACUACAUGUACAUGUCAGAUCGCGACGCAAUCACUUGCUUUAAUGGCGCAGGGAAGCAGAUCUUCCGGAACACGUACAGACGGACGGACCUGCGCGGCAUGGCCCUGGACUGCCAAGGAAACCUGUACGUAUGUUCCCACGACUCCGGACAGGUGCUGCAGAUCGGACCGGACGGUGCCCUCGUCAAGUCCAUCCUGGUCCCGGUCUCCCCUCAGGACGUCGCAAUAGAACCCAUGGGCAACAAGAUGGUCGUUGUCGGGCUCGGGGAGAUCGUGCACGUCUAUAACCUUAUAUGAGCAUCUGUAACGCAGACUGCAUAACAAGCAUAACCGUCAUCAAGUGUUUGAUAUAUUUUUCCAACGUUUUGUACCAGUGUUUUGAAAUGUGUGAUUUUAUAUUCAGUUCGAUUGUCAUCCAUUUUCAUAUAUGAUCCAAUUAGUUAUUACACUUUUAUGUUAAGCUGAACAUAACUCUCCAAAAAUGUGCCUUAAGUUUUUAUAUCGUAAAUAUAUGUUUUAAGUGAACAUCUGCUUUCCAGUGCCAUCUUAUCAAGUGUUUGUAUCUGAUUUUUUUGGGUAAAAACUCACGCUGUUUAUUUGAAAUGAAUAUAUUUUCAGUUUUAAUAAAAGCAUUGUCGACUUC
This is a messenger RNA of Mya arenaria, 2498 nucleotides long. RefSeq names its product E3 ubiquitin/ISG15 ligase TRIM25-like. Bases 116 to 2152 code for a protein of 678 amino acids. The transcript is spliced from 3 exons. Gene Ontology annotation, biological process: positive regulation of DNA-templated transcription. The record is from RefSeq and is a predicted model, not a curated record. Gene Ontology annotation, molecular function: zinc ion binding; ubiquitin-protein transferase activity. NCBI's taxonomy places the organism in Eukaryota, Metazoa, Mollusca, Bivalvia, Myida, Myidae. Gene Ontology annotation, cellular component: nucleoplasm; chromatin.